AUGAGCCAACGACAGUACCUGAAAGAUUUGCUUCGACGAUUCCAGAUGGACGAGUGCAAGCCGAUAUCCACGCCUAUGGAGUGUCGGCUGAAGCUACCACGAGGUGAAGAGAAGGGGCGUACAGCGCAACCGUACCGCGAGCUCAUCGGCUGCCUGACGUACGCAUCACUCACGACAAGACCAGAUCUGUCGGCGGCCGUGAAUUUCUUUAGCCUUGAAAUUGGCUGCCCGACUGAUGAGCACUGGUCGUACCUGAAACGUGUUCUGAGGUACAUCAAAGGGACACUAGACAUCGGACUGGAGUAUCGUGCUGAUUCGGAGGUGCCGUUAAUUCAGGUGUUCGCUGACGCGGACUGGGCCAACGAUCCGGUGGACCGCCGGACGGUUAGUGGAUGCUUGUUCAAGGUAGCUGGCUGUUGUGUUACCUGGAUAACGCGGAAGCAACAAGUAGUAUCGCUCUCGUCGACUGAAGCCGAGCUCAACGCUCUAUGUGCGGCGGCGUGUUUCGAGAUCUGGCUGGUUCGGCUGCUCAAGGAUUUGGGGAAGGAUGCCGAGCUGCCGGUGUGA
Aedes albopictus (Asian tiger mosquito) is the source of this 567-nucleotide messenger RNA. RefSeq lists its product as uncharacterized. The transcript has a single exon. Bases 1 to 567 code for a protein of 188 amino acids. NCBI's taxonomy places the organism in Eukaryota, Metazoa, Arthropoda, Insecta, Diptera, Culicidae. The record is from RefSeq and is a predicted model, not a curated record.